UACAUGGUUUGAGAUGAUUUACGUUUCAAGAACACCGGAGUUUUCAAACUUUGGAAACAUGAAUAUGAUUUCUUAUGCUUCUCCUGAACAAGACCUAAACUCCAUAUCGACAGGCAGAAGACCAAGGUCUCAUUCCUAUAACAACAUAGUGGACAGUAAGAACUAUGGUUUGCAAGUACAGAAAGAGGAAACCACUGUAAGACCUCGCUCCAGGUCAUUUUACAGUUAUGAGACAUCAGAGCUGUACUGUGACUAUGGCACACGAAACGUUUCACACUCCUGUCCACUGAGGCAGAGAACAAGCUCACAGUUAAGAAAUCAAAUGUCCAAAAGGGAGGAUAAGAAUAAGAAUCGGUUGGGUGUUCCUGUCAAUCCAAAGAAGUCUAAACCAAAUAAGCUGUCACGAGAGAUCAGUGGCAGUAAAGGCAAUGCCAGGCCGGUAUCCAUGAUAACCAUCUCUGAGUUGGACAACUGGGAGAUUUGCUCCAGCUCUGGUAUGAAGUAUGGACAGUUUGUGGACUGGGAGAAGAUUGAUCCAGAACCUGCAAAGAAAUACCACGAGAUCCUGAAAAGCGAGUAUCAGCAGCUAAAAACUAUGGGCCGCGAGGGAUUCUGGGCCAUGCCACAUACGCUUAGGGCCAAAGCAUACUAUCAUAUCAUCCACAACAUUAACUCCAGGGCUGUUACCCCAGAAAGGGAUGUUUACUACGAUCUGACCAAGAAGCUUUUUGGGGACCAGAAAGUUAGCAAUCACCCAGUCCCGGAAUAUAUGGAGGAUGGGGAAAUACCAAGAUACUGUCUCAACAAAGCCGGCAUGAAUUCUGUUAAAAAGAUCCUUCUCUGCCUUGGGAAUUACUUCGCAGAUAUGAGCUACUGCCCCAUCCUUCCUGCCUUGGUCUCUCUCUUACUCCACUUCAGCGAGGAUGAGGCAGAGUGUUUCCACAGCGUGUCUCGACUCAUCUGCUAUAAGGACCCUAAUAAGCGCUACAUCGACCAGACCUUUCUUACCUACCAUGCUUCCUGUAUGACAUUCGGAGACCUUGCCAACAGGUGUUGCCGAGGCAUACGAAAGCUGAUUGCCAGCUCUCACCAAAACCUCUUUGAAUUUUACUCCGACUGGAUCAUGUGGAUUUUUGCAGACCUUCCAUUCACAUAUGCAAUAAGAGUUCUGGAUGUCUACCUAUUGGAAGGUUUCAAGGUUCUCUUCAGGGUUGCAUUAGCUUUGCUCGAUCUCUACAAAGUGUCAGUGUCUUCUCGAGUGGCAGACGUUGAAGACUUCAAAACAGACAUGAAGCGUUUUGUGCAAAGUGUAGCUCGCCACUGCACAGCUGAGCAGCUUCUGGAAAGAGCCUUCCAGAUUCCAAUUGCUACAAGAAAUGAGCUUAACCUUCUAUUCAAUGCAAAUAAGAAUGCCCUAAUGCAAAAAGGUGUCAGCACGCACCAAAAGAGACACAUGGUGGAAACCGUGGAUUUCAACAACUUCAGCUCCAGAGUUGCCACAGGGACAGAGAUGAGGGUCAUCUGGGCCUGGAUUCCUGAACGCUUUGCUCUUUUCAGCCCUGUUCUGUUGUUUCAUAUCGGAGAACAUGGAAGAGGUCUUUCUUCAUUGUAUUCACAUGUUGAAGGACAUGAGCCAGUAGUACUCAUUGUUAAAACAAUGGAUGAAGAGGUUUUCGGAGCUUUCUUGUCAACAGAUGUAAUAGAAAGACGGAUUCACAACUCUGAGGGACUUACAUAUUUUGGAACCGGGGAGUGUUUUGUUUUUACGCUCCGCCCCAGCAUGGAGCGCUACCAGCGGGCUAUGAUCAGAAUUAUGACCAGAAAAGCAUCUCAUCAGCAGCUCAGAGCUGGAAGUAGCUCUUCCUCUCAGUUGGUAAACAGUAGCAAGUCCCUGCUCACCACCAAAACUCUCAGCUGUCCGAAUAGGACUCCGCAGAACCCCACCUCCCUGACCGGUCCCCUCACUGCUACGUUAGAUAAUCCCAGAACAGCAAAAGAGGCCAGGAGACCAAAGGAGCAGGAUGCUUCCAAGUUCAUUGCCGGAGAUGACAGUCAGCUCAUCAUCGGUGGUGACGGGGGCUAUGCUCUCUGCUUGCUGGAUAACUUAGAGGAAGGAAACUCAGAACCUUGUGACACAUUCAGGAGCAACCCACUCUGCAAGGGAGAAUUCCAGAUCCAGUCUUUGGAAGUAUGGGGCAUUCAGAACUCUGCCUACCUAUCUCACAGCUUUCCUUCUCAUUAGAUGAACAAGAUAAGGGAUAAGAUAUGGGAACAACUGUGGACAACAGACUUUCUUUGUAAUUGCAUACAGACAACAACUCUUUCUUUUGAGUAAAUUCAAAAGCUUUAAUACCAGGUAACACAACCUGACCCUGGUUUAUAGGUCAUUUACUGAGACGGUUCUCUACUUUUAUACUUCAAGCUUUUCUUUGCGCAUUGGAAACAAAUUAAUGGUGCUCAGUCAGACCAGUAAGAUUAUUGGCUCUAACCAGCUAACACCAUAGAACUUAUAUACUUGGAUAUGGAAAGCUGUUCAGGUCACAGUGACACUCAUCCUCUUUGCUCAUUGGUUUAGUUAUUGCCAUCUGGUAAAAAACUAAAAAAUUCAUUAGCACAGAAAAAUGAUGUAAGAAAUCUUAGCUUUUUUACCAUGAAAUUACUGAAAAGCCUUUCUUUGUUCUAUUCUUUAUAUGAAAAAAUGGCUGUACACACAUGUAUAUACGGAUCCUACUAUUCUUUACUUUAUGUCCUCUAAAGUUUGUAUAUUUAUACUUAAUGUCUGUAUGCUGUGAGCGCUUAAAACUGAAGCCAAAUUCCUUGUUUUUGCACACAAUCUUGGCUGAUAAAGCCAAGCUGAAUAAGAAAUUUCUGAUUUAUAUACCACAAUCCACGGUUUGGGGGCAACAAUAGCAACGGCCUGUCAUCACUGACCAAUCUAUAAUGAAGAACACCCAGGAGGAGAUAUUUAAAUGAUCUAUGAGAAGAUCUGAAUUAUUUUAUGGGGCCAAUCCUUUAUGAACAGACAAGAGAAUUAAAAAAUAAAUUCUAAAUUUAAUUGGCACCCAGUGAUGAGACACUAACACAGCAGGGAUACUGGCUCUUUUUCUGGUACCAGAUUAAGGUCUGGCAGCAGACUUUGGCCUGCAGAGAUUUAUUUGACACUGUCAUAUAGAAAAAGUUUAAAGGAGCUAAAGGACUACUGUUUAAUUAAAGAUCUGAAGGGGAACAAAUAAACAUGCAAAUUAAUCUUCUAUCAUGUGGGCUCACUGUAACCACAAUGCAUUAUGGGAACCACUACAACUGUCUGGAUAUGAUGUGCAGUCUACGCUGAAGUUUAAUAAUAAUAAAUAAAACCAAAUCAAAACAUG
Girardinichthys multiradiatus is the source of this 3368-nucleotide messenger RNA. RefSeq names its product TBC1 domain family member 24-like. Bases 14 to 2242 code for a protein of 742 amino acids. NCBI's taxonomy places the organism in Eukaryota, Metazoa, Chordata, Actinopteri, Cyprinodontiformes, Goodeidae. The transcript has 11 exons. The record is from RefSeq and is a predicted model, not a curated record.